Molecule: messenger RNA, 2331 nt
Organism: Lactuca sativa (garden lettuce)
Lineage: Eukaryota; Viridiplantae; Streptophyta; Magnoliopsida; Asterales; Asteraceae
Product: O-fucosyltransferase family protein
Source: RefSeq, a predicted model, not a curated record
AGCUUCUGACGCUGCUACGCGCUUUGAAUCCAAUUUAGUCCAAACUCUAUAUCCCCCCGGUUGUUUUUGUUACCUCUUCAAGAAAAGCUACCAUGCCCCCUUCGCUGUAAUUGACACUGACAUUAUACUAUUAUUAUCAUUCUUUUUCCCAAAUCCGUCUUGGUAUAGUUACUUGUACAGUAAUUGAUUCUUUGUUUAUUUUCUCAUCUGGGUUUCUCCCAAUUUCAACCUUCUGUACCUGGGGCAAGUUAAAAUUGUGAGAAAUCCGAAGAAAGUUGGAAUCUUUGUGGUAUCCGAUUUGUUGUAAUCAACUUAAAGAUCCCACGAAAUGCACGGCUACAGCCGCUUAGGACGGUCAAGCACCGGAAGUGGGAGCAUCUCGCCGUCCCCAUCACCCCCUUCCUCCCCUCGAUUUCGUCGUAACAAAGGCAGCAGCGGUGGAGGUGGAGGCGGUUUCCGAGGCGGUGGAGGUGGUGGUGUAGACGUGAAACUGCAGAGUUUUGUGGAGCGGUGGGUGUAUGUUGUGAUAUCGGCGGUGUAUAGGCGGCGAGGGAUUUUAUUAUUUGCUCCCUUGCUUUAUAUCUCUGCAAUGUUGUUGUAUAUGGGUACAAUGGGGUUUGAUGUUGGUAUGAUUCGUAAAGGUAGUGAAAGUAGCAUCGGAAAAACAGCUCCGGUGGGAUCUUUGUAUCGGAGUCCGCAGGUUUUUGAACACCUGUGGCCGUAUAUGGAAGCUGAGAAUAAUCGCAGCAAUGACUUGAUGAUGAAUGUGUGGAACAUGAAGACACGUCAAUCUUGGAAGCCCUGUAUUCCCCUCCAGAAUUCAGAAGCAGAAUUACCAAAAUCAAAUGGGUUCCUCAUAAUUGAAGCAAAUGGGGGGUUGAACCAACAAAGAUUAUCUAUAUGUGAUGCGGUGGCAGUGGCAGGGCUACUGAAUGCUACACUUGUCAUUCCAAUGUUUCAUUUAAACAGUGUAUGGCGUGAUUCAAGCAAGUUUGGGGAUAUAUUUGAUGAGGAGUUCUUCAUAUACGCAUUGAGAAGUCACGUGAAUGUGGUUAGAGAAUUACCAGAAGAUGUACUCACACGUUUUGACAACAAUAUAAGCAACAUUGUAAAUCUGAGAGUCAAAGGUUGGUCAAGUCCAACUUACUACCUUCAAAAGGUCUUGCCAAAGCUCGUGGAGUUAGGGGCUGUACGUAUUGCGCCAUUCUCUAACAGAUUGGCUCAUGCUGUUCCUUCAGAUAUCCAGGGGCAUAGAUGUCUUUCCAACUUUGGGGCACUUAGGUUUUCAGAACCUAUACGCACACUUGCAGCAAAAAUGGUUGAUAGAAUGAUCCGUAAUAGUUCUAGCAGUGGUGGAAAAUAUAUUUCGGUUCAUCUCCGUUUUGAAGAGGACAUGGUUGCCUUUUCAUGUUGCAUAUAUGAUGGUGGGGAGGAAGAACAAAAAGAAAUGGAUAUUGCCCGUGAAAGAAGUUGGAGAGGAAAGUUCCGGAAAAAGAAUCGGAUAAUAAAACCCGGUGCAAUUAGAAUGGAUGGAAAAUGCCCUUUAACCCCCCUCGAGGUUGGAAUGAUGCUUAGAGGCAUGGGUUUUGAUAACAAUACUUCAGUAUAUGUGGCAGCUGGUAAAAUCUACAAGGCGGAAAAAUAUAUGGCCCCACUUAAACAAAUGUUUCCUCGGUUAGAAACAAAGGAUACGUUAGCUUCACCUGAGGAGCUCGCUCCAUUUAUGGGGUACUCGUCUAGGUUGGCUGCUCUUGAUUAUACGUUAUGUCUACAUAGCGAGGUUUUUGUUACUACUCAGGGAGGAAAUUUUCCACACUUUUUAAUUGGUCACAGACGCUAUUUUUAUGAAGGACAUGCAAAGACGAUAAUACCUGACAAGAGAAAAUUAGCUCAAUUGUUCGAUAGCCCCCAUAUCAGAUGGGAGAGCUUUCAAAAGCAACUGCGGGAAAUGCUUCAUCAUAGUGAUGUAAAGGGGAGCGAACUGAAGAAGCCAACUGCCUCACUUUUCACAUACCCCAUGCCGGAUUGCAUGUGUAAGCAAGCAACUACAAAAAACUCAACAAAACUAAGAAGAUAAACUUAUAGAUAUAUAAAUAUAUGCCUUUGGGGAUUUUAACUUUAAGAUUAGAUUUUUUUUUACACGUGUAGUUAGUCAUAUGUUUUAUGAUUGUUGAUUUGUAUUUAGAUCGGGUUAUUGAGCUGGUGUGCUAUAUGAACCCUGAGCUGCUGGUGUGCUAUAUGGUAACUCAUGCACAUUGGUUUGUUGUAUAUACUAUAUACUAAAGUGAGUUGCAAGAGAAUUAGAUACACAGAUUUUGCUUCGGAUUCGAA